This is a messenger RNA of Candidozyma auris, 1290 nucleotides long. RefSeq lists its product as uncharacterized. The transcript has a single exon. Lineage: Eukaryota; Fungi; Ascomycota; Pichiomycetes; Serinales; Metschnikowiaceae. The record is from RefSeq and is a predicted model, not a curated record. Bases 1 to 1290 code for a protein of 429 amino acids.
AUGAUGCGAUGUAUAGGUAAAUACAAGUACCUCCGAUGUAUCGUUGAUAGCUCUGUCGCUUCUAGAAAAUAUACAACUGCUAGGCCCGAUAUCAGGCUUAUGGAGGAGCUAGACUCCUCCAUACCCACCAUGGAGAAAAUCCUCACCAUUCUUCGUGACGCUGAAGAACAUAAUGAUAAAACACUGCUGUUUUCCGAGACGAAUACCAACAGCAUUGUUGAUGAAGAAACUUCACUUUGUCGUUUUCAUACAGCUCUAGGAGCCAAACUUUUAAAUUAUCAGAUUCAUCGUCUACUUAAUGACUUGGACAUCGUUGGCAAAUACAACGGUUUUGAGAAUAUAAAACCAGACACUUGCGAACAUAUUUUCAAGCAUUAUACUAGUGCCUUGCGUGAAAGCUACCUCCGGAAGCAAAACUCGGUCCCAUUUGCCUCUCUAGGGGAAGGUUUUUUUCUCAAUCCUGUUCAGCUCAACAACAAGAUAAGACCUCAAUUGAAUGAUAUAGCGUCACAAAUUCUAAUGGGCUACAACGAUACCAAACUUCCCUCGAAGUUCUCUAGCAACUUUCCAGUCAUAAAAUUGCCAAAUCCAUUCCGGGGAAAGGUCAAACAUCCCUUGAUCUUACAGAAGGGACUCAACGCCAAGGGGAAGCCGUUGAAUAUACUUCCUUUUCUUCUAGAUGAUGAGCAUAUUCUUGAGGACUUCUUGAACAAGCUUCGUAGCUCUAUUCUGCCGAAGUUAAUUGUGAACUUGAUGAAAGCCCAGGAAGUGGAAGGGAGAGCUGCUUUUGAACUAUUAAUUACUAAACAUUUGGGAGAAUUUGAAUUAUGCAAAGGACCCCUAGAAGCGGUGAAUGACUUUAAUUUGAAAGAUGACGAGGAACUUGAAAGUCAUUUAGCUGUCUUGAAGGCGAUAGUGGCGCAUAAGAGCAAUAUACUUACACGUCUAGAUUCGCUUCGAAUAUACAGAUCAAGUAUUUCCAAAGUCGACUUUUCAAGCCUAAAAUCCUCAGAAGUCAUGAAACUUUUGGGAAGAUCGUUUGAUAGGUAUUUCAGUGCCUGUUACAGAGCUGAUGCAAAGCAAUGCGAUUUUUGGGUGAAAGACCUUGUUCAGUUUUAUCGACACAACUGGAGUAGUGAAGAUUUCUUCGAAGAUAUGUUUGCUGAAUCAAUCAACAAUCUUAGGGAAAGACUCACGAGUGCAACAUUGCAAAGGCUUCAGGAAACGUGGACGCCAAUGCUGAAUUAUAUGACUGAAGAUCAAAGGAUAAACUCUAGGAUCAAAUCAUAG